Perca flavescens (yellow perch) is the source of this 1160-nucleotide messenger RNA. It is a transcript of the gene prkrip1, whose product is annotated as PRKR interacting protein 1. Gene Ontology annotation, biological process: negative regulation of protein kinase activity. The transcript has a single exon. The record is from RefSeq and is a predicted model, not a curated record. Gene Ontology annotation, molecular function: double-stranded RNA binding; protein kinase binding; protein kinase inhibitor activity. Lineage: Eukaryota; Metazoa; Chordata; Actinopteri; Perciformes; Percidae. The coding region runs from base 66 to 638 and encodes 190 amino acids. Gene Ontology annotation, cellular component: nucleolus.
AACUUGUGCAAAGAAGAAGAAGAAGAAGAAGAAGAAGAAGAAGAACAGUAACAGUGGUUUGAAAGAUGGCGGCGCACACACAGAAGAAUAACAAGCCGGGGAAACCUGGAGGAAAAGAGGCACAGCCUCUGAUAAUCGCCAAAACUCCGGCGGAGGAACAGCGUCUGAAGUUGGAGAGGUUAAUGCGGAACCCGGAUAAGCCUGCUCCCAUCCCGGACCGGCCGAAAGAAUGGAACCCGCGGGCUCCGCCUGAGUUCGUCCGAGACGUGAUGGGCUCCAGCGCCGGUGCGGGCAGCGGGGAGUUCCACGUUUACCGGCACCUCCGACGCAGAGAGUACCAGAGGCAGGACUUUCUGGACAAGAUAGCGGAUAAGCUGGACGAGGACGACCAUUAUCUGGAAAAGGUGGAGCAGAACAAAAAGGCAGCGGAUGAAAGAACGGCGAAGCGCAGGAAGAAGCGGGAGAAGUUGAAGCAGAAAAAGGAGAUGGCCAAGAAGGCAAAGCUGGAGUCCAAAAACAAGAAAGGGGACGGCGACGCCGAGAAGAGCACAGACAGCAGUGAAGAAGACGAAGAAGAAGGGGAAAGAGAGGCAGACGAUGAUGCCGAGGCUCCUAGCUUCAUCAUGGGGAGGAAGUAAAUCCAGCAGGCUGACUGCCAGGACGGGGCACUGGUUUGAAUGCUCCUUGGUAGCGACAUUGGGGAUAAUCGAUCAUGAAGACAUGGGGGAGAUGGAGGCCAGAAUCACAACAGCCUCGGAAAGAAGCAAAAACAUUUAAAACCCAGUUUAAGAGCACUGUACAAGAGUGUGUGCUUCCUGUUUUACUUCCAGGAAAAACCUGGAUGGACUGCCUAGUUUAAUAGGCAGAAAGCCCCUCGGAGUGUAUGAUUUUAAUCACACAAUGGUAGUCGGUGUCCCACUUGGAAAAGAGACUGUUGAGACAAAGUUGAUUUUUAUUUUUUUUUCUCAUUAUGUUUUCCAUGAUUUCACUAAAAUGCUAUCUUAGUAGGCUAGUUCUCAUGUUUCAGCUAGCAGGUAUAUUAUCUUCAGGGGCUUCUGGAGCAUGCCAAAAAUGUAUAUCUAUAUCCAAGUUUUCAGAAUUUUGAUUGGAUUGUUGAAUCCCAUAAUGGUAUUUUAAUAAAAGAUGAUGUUUGAAAAGCA